Cucumis sativus (cucumber) is the source of this 1018-nucleotide messenger RNA. RefSeq lists its product as uncharacterized. The record is from RefSeq and is a predicted model, not a curated record. The transcript is spliced from 3 exons. The coding region runs from base 251 to 904 and encodes 217 amino acids. Lineage: Eukaryota; Viridiplantae; Streptophyta; Magnoliopsida; Cucurbitales; Cucurbitaceae.
AUGCCAUUACUUCACUUUGAAGACCAAACAACCCCCCUCCAUCCCAACAGGACCCAGAUCACCACAUCUUUUGCUUUGUUUGCCCAGAAACAAACUUUCUUUUCCUUUUCCUUUUCCUCUCUUCCCAUUGUUGAAACCUAAACCCAACCAUUUUCACAUAACAAUCUUCGUCUUCGUCUUUGUAUCGUCGAUGUUAGACGAUCUCGGCAGUGGACAUUUUUAGCGAUUUGUUUCUGUCCAAGACGACGUCAUGGGAAACUGUGUUCUUGUUCGUAGAGACCAGAAAUCUGAUUCUAAAUUCAAAUGGUCGGUCGGUCCUAGGACUAUCGUCAAUGUUAAUGUUUCGAGUACUGAACCCGGCAACAAACCCGACGUUUGGGUCGAAAAGGAGAUCAUAGGAAGGCUUUGCUCUAGCCCCCCUCCUCUCUCUUCACAUCUACCACCCUCUUCUCCACCAUUCGGUAAAGGCGACGAAAUAUUUUUUGAUUCACAAGCUUGGUUGGAUUCUGACAACGAUGAUUACUUUAGUGUUAAUGGAGAUAAUACACCGUCAUGCGGCAGUACUCCAAUAUGGCGUCCUAACACCAUUGAAGCACCACCGACCGAUCCAUCAUCGCCGAAACAAACAAAGAAACUGCUAUUUGAGCUGUUUCAAGAAAGUUUUAAUAGAGAUCAUGGAAGAUCGAUUACAAGCACAACAAUUAGUAACCGUCACAAUAACAUUGAGGUCGUAAUUAUGGAGACUAACAAUAAGAAGCCAAUUUCCAAAUCGGUGAAAGGAAACUCGGCACAGUCGAAACCAUGGUGCAUUCCGGUUCCAAAGUUGGCACGGAGCCUCAGCCUCGGCGAGAAAAAGAAGAGGCUGCUCAGCCCUUGUCGCGGUGGUGGUCAAGUACACCAUUGAGCCCAUUAUGCUUCCAAUGUGUGAAUUCGUAUGUAAAUUUCUAAAUUGUGAAUGUUUCUUAACAUUAAAUAUUUGCUUCAAUAAUAUUUAUGUCUAUCCUUCUUGAUUUCUUCU